Messenger RNA from Suillus subalutaceus, 2763 nucleotides. Its product is annotated as Sodium/calcium exchanger protein-domain-containing protein. Gene Ontology annotation, cellular component: membrane. The record is from RefSeq and is a predicted model, not a curated record. Gene Ontology annotation, molecular function: monoatomic cation transmembrane transporter activity. The transcript is spliced from 6 exons. Lineage: Eukaryota; Fungi; Basidiomycota; Agaricomycetes; Boletales; Suillaceae. The coding region runs from base 92 to 2464 and encodes 790 amino acids. Gene Ontology annotation, biological process: monoatomic cation transport; transmembrane transport; intracellular calcium ion homeostasis.
AAAUGAAGGGCACGAGGUUCAAGUGCGUCAGACGUUGGAGUUGGAGUCUUGGAACGCCCAACUCAGCUCUGUCUUGUUUUGUCUUUCUACCAUGUCUAGCGCAGGGGCAAAGGCUGUCUUUGUUACAUGCCUCGUUAUCAACGCAGUUCUGUGGUCACAGAGCCGAUAUGGCCAGUCUUACCAAGACCAGUCUCUGCAGUCCCUGUGGAAGCGGAAUGGCCCAACGCUGACGACAACUACAGAGAAGAACUGCUCUCCUCUAUCCUAUUCGGACCUUUCGUUACAAUGUGCACAUGUUAUCGAGUCAUGUCCGUCGCCUGAGACGUUCCUAAGCAUUCCGUACUUGUCCCACUACUUCUGCGCUCCCCCACCCUUCCGACCUCUGAUUUUCGCUGGAUUGGUCAUCUGGCUCCUGUUUCUAUUCAGCACACUUGGAAUAUCUGCAUCUGAUUUCUUCACUCCAAACUUGGCGACCAUUGCAACCUUCCUAGGUCUCGAUGAAAACGUUGCUGGUGUCACCUUUCUCGCAUUCGGAAAUGCCUCCCCGGAUGUGUUCAGCACUUUCUCCGCUAUGCGUGCAAACUCAGGAAGUCUUGCCAUCGGAGAGCUGCUUGGAGCUGCCUCGUUUAUAGUAAGCGUCGUGGCAGGCAGCAUGUGCAUCAUCAAGCCAUUUAAGGUUGACCGAACCCCAUUCCUAAGGGACGUCGGCUUCCUCACCCUUUCUGUCGUUGCGCUGCUCGUGAUACUCCACGAUGGCGACAUCAGAGCGGGAGAGUGCGCAUCGUUGGUAGCCAUGUACGUGUGUUAUGCCGUAAUUGUCGUCGUGGGGAGCUGGUGGGAGCGGCGGCGCGAUCGAAGGGAGAAGCUUGAAGCCCUCAUUCGAGCAGAAUACGGCGAGGAUGAAACUAUAGUAGAACCAUAUCAAGAUGUAGUUGCCCCUCCCACCAAUACGCUUACCGUGCCUCUCUCGCCACCGACACGACACCGGGCAUCGUCGUGUCCCCAACCCCCACGACUUGCACUCCCAACACCUUCACAAACUCGCGCACUAUCAUCCUCUUUCCAUGCACAGCCCCCUAGCAGGGAGCGUACUCCCUCGCCCCUGAGUUCACCCCACCUCUCACAGAUGCCGUCCUUCUCGCUGGUCGGGGCGCUCGAAUUCAGGCAGGUGGUGGCAAGCCUUCAGGCGCACGCCACUUCCAGCAGCUUGUCCAUCUUCGACAGUCCCAUCACCCCCUACGCGGGUGGCCACUACCACCGACGUGGUGGGAGCCAUGCAAGCCGUACUCCAUUGAGCGAGGAGGACCCCUGGGACGCAACGUUAGGAGGACUGCCUCUGAACGAACGCAGUCCGAGGCUGCUUGUGAAUGAUAUCAUCUCAGAGGGUCAUGAGCCAUCGCAAUCAUCGUCAGCGAUCGACGUGCAAGUACACGCUUCUACUUCAAUAUCACCCAUUCCAUCCAUUUCGCACACCCCUGCAUCACCAACGGACACCGCGUCCACUACGACGACAGAAGUGGAGCCGUACGUUCCUCCCUCGAAACUCAAGCGUGCAUGGCGGGUCGUGAAAAAGACGUAUUACAUCCUUUUCCCUGCGCUGCAUCACUUCAGAGAAAAGAAUGCACUAGGGAAAAUAGCGAGUCUGCUUGCCGCGCCUGCGGUAAUGGCGCUCACGUUGACUCUACCUGUGGUCGUGCGCCAUCAUAAUGCCGGGGAAGAUGGCCGGUUGAUGGACUUUGAGGAAGACGGCAUCGAACGUGCGUUGAUUGCGGAGGAAGUGAUGCAGCAGGAUCUCCACGAGAUCGAGUUUAAUAAAUGGCUGAUGGCUGCACAAUGUGUCCUAGGCCCUUUAUUUUGUUUAGGGGUGUUAUUCCAUGAUGCGGAUCACUUGAUGUUCCUUGCGUUAGGAACAGCUGUGUGUGGACUUGCGGUUGCUGCGCUUGUGCUCGUGUUUGCGGAUGGUAGAAACCACCCUACCGCACGUAUGGCUCGGUGUAGUAUGGGUUUCUUGGUUGCGAUCGCAUGGAUCAUGGCAAUCGCUGAUGAGGCUGUCAAUGUGUUGCAGACAUUCGGUUUCAUCUUUGGACUCUCGGAUGCCAUAAUUGGCUUGACGAUCUUCGCAGUAGGCAACUCCCUCGCGGAUCUCGUAGCAAACAUGAGCGUAGCUGUCUUCGCCCCAAUCAUGGGCUUCUCAGCAUGCUUCGGCGGGCCCAUGGUCAACAUUCUUCUUGGAGUCGGCAUCUCUGGCUCCUAUGUGAUUUCACAAGCUGGUGGCGAGCCAUACCCACUACAUUUGGCACCUACGCUCAUAAGCAGUAUACUUGGCUUGCUGACACUGCUCAUUGCAACGCUGGUAAUCGUCCCGCUGAACGGGUACGUACUGACUCGCACGUGGGGAUUCUGUUUAGUUGGCGCGUAUUUCGCGGUCAUGGGAAUGAAUAUAUGGGUGGAGCUGGUGUGGUAGAUGACUAAUGGAUGGUAAGAGGAUCCAUAUACUUGGAGUUUGAUUCUGACAGUCGGUAUUUGGGACUUAGUGUUGAACGUGUUAACUUAAAUCUAUACCUGCAUAUGAUGUCGCAGUGCUUUGAUAGCCGCUAACUCUGCAUGAUGUAUCCAUACGUUCAAAUUGUCGAUGUAGUAUCCAGGAAUGGUUUUAACAAUCAUGCUCACGGCCUUAUCUGCUUCAUAGUAUCCAUGGAGCGUGGACAGACAGAUCGUCUUGUAUGAAUGCCUUGUAGUCCUCUUUGAACACGUCAAUCACCU